UCGCAGCGCGCUUCGCUUGGAGGCCCCAAAUUCAAAUCUCCGGCCUCCUCUGCUUCCUCCUCCUCGUCUUCCAACAGCCGCCUGCUCCGUUCCCCUCCUCCGCCGCCGCGCGCCACCUCCGGAAUCCCUAGACCUCCGAGGAGGAGGACCAGCCAGCCAAUCAGCGGUUGGCCAUGGCGGAGAACCCCGUCGCGGGGGGCGCCGACAGGGUGGCGGCGGCGGCGGCGGCGCAGGUCGAGGGGCGCGUCGCGCUCGGGGACCUCAGCAACGUCGUCGCCGGCGGCUACAGGCUUGGCGGACCAGAUUCGGUGCUUAAGGAAAAGGAAGUGGGUGAAGCUAGAAAGUUAAAAUCUUGCUACAAAAAUGUAGAGGGGUUAAAAGAAAAGCUAUUAAAGGAGCAGGGGCACAGGGAAAGAGCAGAGAUGGAACUACCAAAACUGAAGACAAUUGAAGCUAAAGCAGAUAAGCUAGAGCUUGAAUUUGGAUCAUGUGAAGUGCUUCUCAGCGACAAACCAGAUGUCCCUCCUUAUGGCUAUGUGCCUCAAAAGCAAGCAUUAACAAAUUUGAAUGAAGUCGGUGAAGCUACCCAUGCUAAGGAUGGUGCUGAAAGUGCUACUGGGGAGGUCAACUGGCUUGCACAUCCGCUUGCUGCAGUCAGCGAAGAAAGAGAUAAACAAAUGAAAGACCAAUCUAUGCUGACUAAACAAGAAACAAUAAAUGAUGAUGACACAUCGUUAAAGGAUAUGUUGUCAGGUCUACAUGGAAUGGACAAAAUAUUUAUAGCGCUGGAUAGAACUAUGGACGAACUGAGUAGUCGUCAGAAAGGUGAACGUGUUCUCGAUGAAAGAUUGAGCAUCGAAAGAAGCAAAGUGCAAUCUUUAGAGCAAGUGAUAGAUCAGCUACGUUCGCAGGUGGCCCUACUGCAGUCAAAGUUACAUCAUGGUGAUAACUCUUCCUCAAGCACGAAAGUACCGUAUGCAAUAGAUAGUCUUGUAGUGGAUACUGAAGCAAAGCCCAAUCUAAACGAAACAGAAGAUUUGUUGUGGGCAGUUGAAGAAUUAAAAGGACAAACUGGUGGUGCAAAGAAACAGCCUGUUUUCAUUGAAAUAUGUGAUGAUGAGGACACAUGCAUGUGGUGUGAUGAUGAUGGUGAGAAGCCUUCUCUCAUAUCAAAUGACUCUGGCAGUGGAGAACCAGGGAGUGAAUCGUGGCAAUUUACAGGGAAUUAUGAAUGGUUUUUCCGUGGAAAUAAACUAAUGCUCUCUUCUGGAAUGAAGAAACACCUGAGAGAGCUCUGUGGUUGUGUCCCGCCAGAGAUCCCAUUUUAUAUAUACCAAAUGAAUAAAUCGAACUUGAAGAGAAGGGGAAAGAUGCGGCUUUCUGCAAGGUACAUCUCUAAGCCAUUGCUUUCUUGCCUGGACAAAGGGGUGGGCUAUGCUCAUUUUGAAGUUGACGGGGAAGAUCGCGGUACUGUUAGAGUGCAGCUUAAUGCAGAUGGCCGUGCGAGUCUCACAUCAGGCUGGGAAAAUGUGGUUGAAGCUAAGGAUAUUAAAGUUGGUGACAUAUGCGCCCUUCACUUCAAGGUUUCAGAUGGUGUUCUUAAGCUGUCCGUCUAUGUUUUCCAUGCGGUACGCCACUUGGUUUGCGUGAGAUAACACUGCAAGCCAAGUUCUUUUGGCCGUGUAGCGGCAGUAACAUUGCUAGAAUUUUUUAGCAAUGCCCGCGGAAUGGAAGGGCAGGGAACAUUGCUAGGACUGUGUAACGCAUAAGCUGUGCUUCUCCAGUUAAAAUGUUGCGUUUAACUGGAUCAGCAUUAAGUACCAAAGUAGCAGUAAUCUCAUCUGCUUAGUGUUUAUCUGAGGUACAACUUUUUCCUGUAAAUGUAAUUUUAAUGGUGGGUACAUUUCA
Messenger RNA from Setaria italica (foxtail millet), 1908 nucleotides. Its product is annotated as mitotic spindle checkpoint protein MAD1. The record is from RefSeq and is a predicted model, not a curated record. Lineage: Eukaryota; Viridiplantae; Streptophyta; Magnoliopsida; Poales; Poaceae. The transcript is spliced from 9 exons. The coding region runs from base 174 to 1655 and encodes 493 amino acids. Gene Ontology annotation, molecular function: DNA binding. Gene Ontology annotation, biological process: mitotic spindle assembly checkpoint signaling; attachment of mitotic spindle microtubules to kinetochore. Gene Ontology annotation, cellular component: nuclear envelope; mitotic spindle; kinetochore.